Messenger RNA from Pectinophora gossypiella (pink bollworm), 5125 nucleotides. RefSeq lists its product as uncharacterized. The transcript is spliced from 21 exons. Bases 414 to 4184 code for a protein of 1256 amino acids. Lineage: Eukaryota; Metazoa; Arthropoda; Insecta; Lepidoptera; Gelechiidae. Gene Ontology annotation, molecular function: calcium ion binding. The record is from RefSeq and is a predicted model, not a curated record.
GCCGUCAGUCGGUUUUAGCUUCGAUCGAACGCGCGCCUGUUUUAAAAAUAAUACGAAGUUUUUACGUUAAAAAACCUGAUUAAAAACUUAUUGGAUUAGAUUUUACUUUUGGAUAUAAUUUAAUGAAUGAUAUUUUUUGGUGAUUUGUUUGAAAAACUGUGGAUUUCAAUAGAAGAGUGACUACCACGCGUGUGUAAGCUAAGCAGUGUAUGAAUGUGAAAGUUACAAUAAGAAAACAGUGUUCUUUUACGAGAUUUAUCCUACUUUUUUGUGAUAAACAGCUGUUUGGGUUACAAUUUGAGAUUUUGAUUUUAGAAGAUCCCAAGCAAAUGUAACGUACUUCGAACUGAGUGAUGUGACAGUAGUGGAGUGAAGUGAUGAGCGAGUGGACCAGAGUGAAGUGAGUCAACAACAUGGCCGCCGACGAGACAAGAUGGCGGGUGCGGGUCGGCGCGGUGCUGGUCGCGAUGCUUGUGCAGGUUGUUCACGGUUACGAAGAAUCCUACACAAUAUCGCAGUUGUCCCCAAAAUCUGCCUCGAUAGAUCUACCACGAGGAGUCUUACUUCAAACCAGCCAAGAAUACUUAGAAUUCAGAAUAGAACCCAGCGCCAGAUUCGACGAACACAUCGACGAUGUAGACGUAGCUCCUGAAACGAUAAUCGGUGAUGAAGAAGAAGAAGAUUACAAUAGAAUUGCUAGAUCUGUCUCUAUAGACGAUGUUGUUGAACCCAAAGAUCAUGUAGCAUCGACUUAUAAAGCGUUUGAUGUUAAAGAUGCCUUAGAAGAUAUAAACAUACCUGAAAAGCCAGGUCACGUUAUAGUACCCAGGUCAGCAGAUAGGGAAUCAAGGUCUAUUAACAUAGAUGAGGUCCCGCACAACAAUGAGAUUGAUAAUGAACUGGAAAUGCAUAACAAGAGAAAGUAUUACGAGAUACAUCCGACGAAGACGAUAGAUUAUCUCAGGAGUGACGAUGAAAUCCUCAGGUCUGAGGGGUUUGGAGACCGCUUGGAAUUUAGGUUUCCGGGGGAAGGGGUGAGGGUCCCGAAGGCGCGUGCACUACCGCCUGCGGGGCCCAAAAUACGGCCUACUGCAGUGCAGCCGAUAUUUGCGACUAUAGCCCCUAGGGACCAGGGUCGACAAAACACAGAAAUCCAAAACAUUAUCACUGGAAUUGUCAAGUUAUUAAACGGCAACGUCAACGUACAAGCGAACUCUCAGCUUCUGAACGGCAGGCCGGGUCGCCCUAUGGCUUCCAGGAUCAACAACCGAGGUCCACCUAGAAUAGCUGAUGUUCCACCCAUUCCGGAGUUCGAUAAACCCAUCACUCCACCUUCCCAUGUCUACGUCCCGACGAAAACUCCUCCGCCCUAUCCGUUUGAUAGGCCACCUCUUCAUGGUGUCAAUUUGCCUGAACAAAUUGUCCCACCAAUGUCUUACAGGCCAGGGUUGCAUCGGCCGGUACCACCUUGGCAGAGGCCUAGGCCCAGGCCUCCAAAUCGUAGGCCAAACCCUGGCCUUCCUAUGUACAAACCCAUGCCUCCACUACCUCAAGGUCUUCCUGACUUAGACGACUCUAAACCUGAUGAAGAACUGACUAUCAGCGAGAAUGAAACCCAUUCAGAAAACAAUAUUCAUCAUGAAGAAAACGCUGCGUCUUCUGCCCCAGUAACUCUGCCUGAAAUUUAUCCUACUGAUGAAGAAGAAGAAAAACCUACUACAGUUGACACUACUUCUUCAACCACCCCCACUACAACUACUACUACGACAACAACUGAGAAGCCGACCACAACAGAAAAAACGACAACGACAGAGAAGCCGACAACAACAGAAAAACCAACAACAACACAGAAACCUACUACGACAACAGAAAAGAUAAAGACUGAUAAACCGUCAAAACCGGAGAAGAAAAAGGACUCUGUAGAAAAAGAUAAGCCAAGCAAAGAGAAGUUUAAACCAGUAGAAGAUAAGCAACAGAUUAGAAAUACGACUAAGAAUGAGACAGUUGCAGAUAUAGAAUCAUCGAUUUCUGAGGUUAAAACAUCUCCUACGAUAUCAAUCGCUGCUCCUACUCCUACUGAGGGUUUGAUAUCACAUGUUCCGACGAUGAGUGUGACGCCUAAUGCCAACGACGUUAUUAAGACGUCUUCUAUAAACACACAACCUUUGCCAACAUCACAAGGCAUCCCCUACCAUCCUUACCGGCCUCGUCCAGGUAUAGUCCUGGACGACCCUGAUUUCAAGCCCCACGGGUCUCGUCACCCGCCGACAGAAGCUGCCGUCAUCACGGCCGCGGAGACACAUCUGCCUGGGUAUGGGGAGAUCUUCGAUGUCACAGUGUCGGCGAUACAGGGGCCUGGUGGGAAGAAGGGGGCUUCGGUGCAUAUAGAAAACGUGAGUCCACUAUCCGGGCAGUCAGAGCACGACGACAUCAUAGUCUCAGCCCAGGGAUCAGGCGAGCAGGGGUUCGUGUCCAUAGACGGCAAGAGGACCUACCUCAACCUGUUCGACACGUCCACGGUGGGGGUCAGCGUAAGGCCCACCAGAGUUCAGAGCAUGCCGCAUUCUGUGCCACCUCUAGCUCCACCUCCCCUGGGACCAGCCCUGGGCACGGGCGUGGCUGUCCCGGCGGAUGAUAUUCCGUUGCCGCCGUCCCCGGGUAGACGACCAGCCGCUCCCCGGCCGCAGCCAGGGUAUAGACGACCGCAACCUACUGUCAGAAUCGACACGUGUAUUGUCGGCGACGACUCCACAUGCGAUCAAGCCCAGAAUGAGAAAUGCCGAACUGAAGCGGGUAUAUCAAGUUGUCAAUGCAGGCCAGGGUACGCGCGGCGCACCCACAGAGACCCGUGCCGCCGGGUCGUGUCUCUCGUCCUCAACUUGAGGGUUGAUAAGCUGUAUGACCGGAAGGUCGCUUGGGACAACAAACUUCUGGACAAGGAUUCAGACCCCUACCAGCAGCUAAGCUACGAAGCCAUACGAGCUAUCGACUCAGCGUUUUCAAUGACUCCAUUCUCUGAUGACUUCGUGAGCGGUACAGUCAACGCCGUGCACCGCGGGGACCAGCACAACCCAGGGGUUUUCGUCAACUAUACCAUCCUGAUGCAAGAAACCCCAGAAACAAUUCGGUCGUCAAUAACAACAGAGAUCCAGAAACACCUGCUGGGUGUGAUCAGACGACGUUCCAACAACGUCGGUGCGUCUGCGCUGUGGGUCGACACGCCACAUGGCAGCGUGCUGCCUCUUAACGAUUUGGACGAGUGUGCAUCUACAGAGUUCAAUGACUGUCAUCCGUUGGCGACGUGUACUAAUACAUUUGGAGGUUUUAGAUGCGCCUGCCCAGACACAACGCUAGACACGUCACAGGGUUCCAUCACACAAGCAGGCAGGCAGUGCAAAGCGUGCGCCGCCUCCCACUGCAACGAACGCGGCGUCUGUCGCUACCAGAACAUGCAGCCGCACUGCAGUUGCAAUUCGGGCUACUACGGGUCCACGUGCGAGGUUGACGGCGAAGUGGUAGGCGUAGCAGUAGGAGCGUCUCUAGCUGCCGCGCUCGUCAUCGCGCUCACACUAGCUGCUCUACUGUCUUGGAGUCGUAAAUGGUCUCGAGAGCAGAAGGCGGCGGGCAUGGGGUCCCCAGUGUUCAACUACAUGGCAGCUAGCACCAUCAAAACGCCGCCGGUAGGGGGGCCACCUUAUCAGGUGACGUUGGAAGAAAGAAUGCGCUGGGCACAAAUUGCUGAAGCCAUGGCACAGGCUAAUCAUUAUGCGCAACCAGAGCCGGUGCAGACGAUGCCUACUAGACCUUCGUCCGCUAUGUUCGGCGCAUACCCCACCUUACCACCCGUUCCUCUACCCAGGAUGGGUCUUCACGGGCCUCAUCACACGGGUACCCUGAACACUGUGGCGUCUAGAGCCAACACAGCUGCCUCGCAUCAUAACUUAUAUGGUUACACAAACCACAUGGCGACAGACUCCACCAGUUCAGAAGCGUCCAGCCACGUGCAAGAGCGAGCUGACCUGCUCGUGCCAAGGCCCAAGUCUCGGGCUAGAAGUAUGCAUAACCAAACCGGAAUCUACUACGAUGUAGAGUAUGAGAACGCACCGGAAGCUAUCUACGGCACCAAGGGAAUUCCCCUGUCAACCUACACAGUCAGCAGGGGUCCCCCCUUCUAUAGGACAUAGUAUUUCUAAGUAUCGUUGGCCUAUCUUAUGGAAUUUGAGUAAAUGUAAAAGAGUUUUUCCGUCUAAUCUGGAAGAGUUAGAUAACGAACAUCAAACGGUAACUCUACGCCCCGCACCAAUUCGUAUCGGGUGCCGACCUCACCCCCUCUGGGUCUUACUUUAGUCUAAAUAGCAGUGAGCCACGAAGGAGUGAGGGAGCAAGCGUGGAUAGAUUGUCUCGCUCGCACUUACCCAGUGGCAUACGGUAACGAUGAGUAAUUUAUGUAUUGGGCUGGUGUUCCCUUUGCGGGUUUUAAGGUCAAACAGACAGUCGCUUCCUGCGGUGGACCCUGUGAAAAAUGGGAUAACGCUAGGGAGAUUAUGAGCAGUAUGGCCGCCGAUUUUACUUCUGUUGUCAUUUUGUAAUUGUCCUUUAUGUUGUGUUUAUCUGGAAUGGAAAAUGCUACACCGACAAGAGCGUGGCUCUUAAAUUGAUGAUGAUCAGGAACAAAUCGAUUUAUAUCGUAUUUUAAUAUUGGUAUAGUUUUGUAAUUAACAAGACUUUGACUCUUUUACAUUUAUUUAAAAUUAGAUUAGAUUAGAAUUCCUGUUAUUUUUAUCAACGUGGUGAAGAAGUGCUUAUGACAUAAUAAUGGAGAAAAAAUGUUAAAAAGGAACCGAACAAAUUAAAUGAUAUUGAAUACAAUUGUCGAAAUUAUUACAUUGAUAUUUUUGUAAAAUGUAUUAAAUAAAUAAAAAUAAUAAUCUUAAAAACAUACCGUGAAACAACGAUAAAGUAAUUAAUAACGAAUAAAUAAAAAAUAAGUUUAAUUGUAUAAAAAUGUAUAUAAGACUGCUUUCAACGAUUUUUAUUAAUAAUUAUGUGAUCAAUUUAUUAGAUAAUUAAGCAUAUUUAUGAUUUUAGUAUUAGUUUUAAAUCCUAUAAUUGAUAUGAAAAAAAU